Molecule: messenger RNA, 1698 nt
Organism: Nicrophorus vespilloides
Lineage: Eukaryota; Metazoa; Arthropoda; Insecta; Coleoptera; Silphidae
Gene: Rbbp5
Product: retinoblastoma-binding protein 5 homolog
Exons: 10
Coding region: 93-1526 (477 amino acids)
Cellular component (GO): Set1C/COMPASS complex
Molecular function (GO): protein binding
Source: RefSeq, a predicted model, not a curated record
CAAAACAAAACAUUGGGCAUAACCAAUAAAUAAAUAAAACAAUUUUGUGGAUUUGAAUUAUUUUGACUUAAGUAGAAUUAAGCAAAUACAGCAUGAAUCUGGAAUUAUUGGAAUCAUUUGGACAGAAUUACCCAGAGGAAUUUGAUGGCACACUUGAUUGUCUCUCAAUUGCAUUAACCUGUGCUUUUAAUAAAAGAGGAACUCUGCUUGCUGUUGGUUGUAAUGAUGGCAGAAUUGUUAUAUGGGAUUUCCUUACCAGGGGCAUUGCAAAAAUUAUCUCUGCUCAUGUGCACCCAGUCUGCAGUAUUAGUUGGUCCAGGACUGGGCACAAAAUGGCUUCAGCAUCAACAGAUAACACAGUUUGCAUAUGGUCUGUUUUGUCUGGAGAGUGUGAGCAAAAGUACAGAUUUCCUUGUCCAGUGCUAAAAGUUCAGUUUGAACCUAGAGGAAUUGAUCGACUGUUAGUUUGUCCUAUGAAACAUGCAGCUGUACUUGUUGAUACCAAUGGCAGUCAUCAAGUUUUACCUAUAGAUGAUGAUGCUGAUUUAAAUAUUGUGGCUAGUUUCGAUAGGAGAGGAGAUUAUGUGUAUACUGGGAACGCCAAAGGAAAGGUUCUAGUUAUGAAUGCUGAUACAUUAGAAAUUAAAGCUAGUUUUCGCAUAGUUUUGGGUACAUCAAAUGCAACAGCAGUUAAGAGCAUUGAAUUUGCCAGGCGUGGAGAUUGGUUUCUUGUAAAUACAGCAGAUAGGGUAAUUAGGGUUUAUGACAGCAAAGAAGUUAUGACAUGCGGUAUAGAUGGAGAACCAGAACCUAUACAAAAGUUGCAAGAUUUAGUCAACAAAACGAUGUGGAAAAAGUGCUGCUUCUCGGGUGACGGUGAAUACAUUUGCGCUGGUUCUGCCCGCCAACAUGCUUUAUAUAUAUGGGAAAAAUCUAUUGGCAAUUUGGUCAAGAUAUUGCAUGGUACAAAAGGAGAAUUGCUGUUGGAUGUAGCCUGGCAUCCUGUAAGACCAAUUAUCGCCAGUAUAUCUUCUGGCGUGGUUAGUGUUUGGGCACAGAAUCAAGUAGAAAAUUGGUCAGCUUUUGCUCCUGAUUUCAAAGAACUUGAUGAAAAUGUAGAGUAUGAGGAGAGAGAAAGUGAAUUCGACUUGACUGAUGAAGAUAAAUCGGUAGCAAGUGGAGGAGAAUCAAAAGAAGAUACAGAAAUUGAUGUUGAUGUGUGUGGCAUUGAACCUGUAGCGGCAUUUUGCAGCUCCGAUGAAGAGAACGAGAAUACCGAUUGUCUACAAUUUUUGCCAAUUGCACCAGAGGUGGAAGACCCGGAAGAUAAUUGGGUGCAGGAGAAUACAGCGCCGCCAGUGCAAUCAGCGGGUGCAUCACCUCCGUCGAAGAAGAAAAAGUACAAAGUUUACGAUGUCCAACUACAAAAUACAAACGAUGGAGAAGUGCAUCCCAUGUUGCUAAAAACGAAAGACAAACAAAAUAUUGUUGGCGGGAAAAAGGGGUCGGCCCGGCAACGUAAAUAAAACUGUAGUGUGUAUAUUAUUCAAUCCUAUAACUUCAAUAAUUAAUACUCUAGUAAGCGAAACUUAUGUGUUAAGUGUUGAAUUAUCAGAUAAUUUCUCAAAAUAAUAAAAAUACAUUUUUUUACUGCUUUCAAUAGUUCUUUAUAUGCUAUAUUCUACAACAGGUGUCGGU